UGUUCUUCAAAACUUUGUGAUUCACUGACUUUAAGGACAUCGCCCCAGACCAAUGCAAGGAUACGCAUUUUUUUGGUAGGCUUAUCAGGAAGGUAUAUUGUCCUAACUGCUAUUGAGGCUUGUUGAACAACGCCUCCGUUGGUGCGUGGGCAUCAAAUUGAUACAGUGCACUGUGAUUAGAGUGGUGCCGAGAUUUCUUCACCAAAGCUUGUGGCGGCGGGUGCGGCAUUGCUGUCUGAGAUUUCCCUCCGUCGGUCGAGAAUCAUGGUGGGUCUAUUCCUGCUGACGCUGGCUGUGUGCCACGGCGUGUCUGCGUACACUAUACAGGAACCCGAUACGAAGCAUGAUGAACUAUUAUAUCGCGACUUGGAACUCCUGGAUCAGAUAUUAAAGAAGGUGAACAUAGAUGACACAGACGAGCCUCGUAAGAUGGACCUUGUCGGGACACCAGUGAAGCAAUCGUCAACGAACAAUGCUGCCGGCCUACCUGAAGGGGCAAUUGACGGGAACCGGAACUCAAACUACAACGGCAGAUCAUGUUCAUCGACAAAGUUUCAGAGGAAUCCGUUUUGGCAAGUUGACCUCCAAACUGAACACUGCAUCAGCAAGGUCACCGUGCUUAACAGAGGGGACUGCUGUCAGUCGAGAUUGCAAGGCGUUCUCGUUAGAGCUGGGCCUAGUAGCAUAGUCUCCAAGAAUCCGGCAUGCGGUAUCCGCGUGACUAAGCAAGAAGCCGCCGUGGCAGGCGACACGAUCGUCAGGGAGUGCGAGCGACCACUACGGGCACGUUACAUCACCCUUGGUAUAUUAAGCAGAAAGGCCAUAAUUACAGUCUGCGAGGUGGAGGCGUAUGAACUGCCGAUGUUAUACUGCAUAGACGAAUGCGAAAGCGAUCCAUGCCAGAACGGCGCCACUUGCGAGGAUGGCCUGGGCGAGUUUUCCUGCAUAUGUGAGUCAGGUUUUACGGGAGCCCUCUGUGAAACCAUUUCUUUUGCAGGAGAGACAGAGCUGAAUAUUGUUGGCAAUGAUGCAGGACAAAGUUCAGUUACUAAGGAUGCAGACAUCCGUCAGCCCGGAAAACCUAAUGACGGAAAGUUCACGGAGUCAUCUCUGAUAGGUGAAGACGGGACAAUAAGCAGUGGGAGCUGCACAAUCACUGAACCUGAACGGAAUCCCUAUUGGGUGGUUAUGCUCGACCAGAAUGAAGAGGAACACUGCAUCAGCCAUGUCAGUAUUCUGAAUCGUGGCGAUGGCGAUAGUCAGCUUUUGACGGGUGCUGUCGUCAGAGUAGGGUCAGUCUCGCCAAGAGGGGACAUUAGUGACAACAGCCUCUGCGGUUUACCGGUGACUGCUGAACAAGCUUCGGUGCCCGGAGGCACGAUCUACUUCGAGUGCGACCCACCUGUAAAUGGGAUGUUUUUGUUCGUUACUAUCCCCUCCCAGCAAGCUACCUUGCAGCUCUGCGAGGUCCGAGUUUGGGAAAUGUCCAUGGACCAGUGCAUAAGAGAUACUGAUCCGUGCGACAGCGAUCCAUGCCAAAAUGGCGCCACUUGCGUGAAGGAUGCUGAUGCCUUUUCCUGCACGUGCGCAGCAGGAUUUACCGGACCUCUCUGCGAAACUGUUUCUUUUGAAGGAGAGACAGAGCUGAAUAUUGUUGGCAAUGAAGCAGGACCAAGUUCAUAUGGUGAUGAUUUAAAUUACCGCAGUGAUUCCAAAAAAGCUAACGACGGAAAGUUCACGGACUCAUCUCUGAUGGGCGGAGACGGGACAAUAAGCAGUGGGAGCUGCUUAAUCACUGAACCUCAACGGAAUCCCAUGUGGGGGGUUAAGCUCGACCCGAAUGGAGAGGAACAACACUGCAUCAGCCAUGUCAGUAUUCUGAAUCGUGGCGAUGGCGAUAGUCAGCUUUUGACGGGUGCUGUCGUCAGAGUAGGGUCGGCCCAUCCACCAUAUGGGGACUUUAGUGACAACAGCCUCUGCGGUUUACCGGUGACUGCUGAACAAGCUUCGGUGCCCGGAGGCACGAUCUACUUCGAGUGCGACCCACCUGCAAAUGGGAUGUUUCUGUUCGUUAUUAUCCCCUCCGAGCAAGCUACCUUGCAGCUUUGCGAGGUCAGAGUUUGGGAAAUGUCCAUGGACCAGUGCAUAAGAGAUACUGAUCCGUGCGACAGCGAUCCAUGCCAAAAUGGCGCCGCUUGCGUGAAGGAUGCUGAUGCCUUUUCCUGCACAUGCGCAGCAGGAUUUACCGGACCUCUCUGCGAAACUGUUAAUUUUGAAGGAGAGACAGAGCUGAAUAUUGUUGGCAAUGAAGCAGGACAAAGUUCAUAUGCUGAGGAUUCAAAUUUCAACAGUGAUUACAAAAAAGCUAACGACGGAAAGUUCGCGGACUCAUCUCUGAUGGGCGGAGACGGGACAAUAAGCAGUGGGAGCUGCAUAGUCACUGCACCUGAACGGAAUCCCUUUUGGGGGGUUAGGCUCGACCAGAAUGAAGAGGAACACUGCAUCAGCCAUGUCAGUAUUCUGAAUCGUGGCGAUGGCGAUAGUGAGCUUUUGACGGGUGCUGUCGUAAGAGUAGGGUCGGUCCAUCCACCAUAUGCGGACAUUAGUGACAACAGCCUCUGCGGUUUACCGGUGACUGCUGAACAAGCUUCGGUGCCUGGAGGCACGAUCUACUUCGAGUGCGACCCACCUGUAAAUGGGUUGUUAUUGUUCGUUACUAUCCCCUCCGAGCAAGCUACCUUGCAGCUCUGCGAAGUCAGAGUUUGGGAAACGUCCAUGGACCAGUGCAUAAGAGAUACUGAUCCGUGCGACAGCGAUCCAUGCCAAAAUGGCGCCACUUGCGUGAAGGGUGCUGAUGCCUUUUCCUGCACAUGCGCAGCAGGAUUUACCGGACCUCUCUGCGAAACUGUUUCUUUUGAAGGAGAGACAGAGCUGAAUAUUGUUGGCAAUGAAGCAGGACAAAGUUCAUAUGGUGAUGAUUCAAAUAUCCACAAUGAGAACGGAAAAGCUAACGACGGAAAGUUCACGGACUCAUCUCUAAUGGGCGGAGACGGGACAAUAAGCAGUGGGAGCUGCAUAGUCACUGAUCCUGAUCCAGAUCCCUUUUGGGGGGUUUUGCUCGACCCGAAUGAAGAGGAACACUGCAUCAGCCAUGUCAGUAUUCUGAAUCGUGGCGAUGGCGAUAAUGAGCUUUUGACGGGUGCUGUCGUCAGAGUAGGGCCGAUUCAUCCAGGAAUAGGGGACAUUAGUUACAACAGCCUCUGCGGUUUACCGGUGACUGCUGAACAAGCUUCGGUGCCCGGAGGCACGAUCUACUUCGAGUGCGACCCACCUGUAAAGGGGAUGUUUCUGUUCGUUACUAUCCCCAUCGAGCAAGCUACCUUGCAGCUUUGCGAGGUCCGAGUUUGGGAAAUGUCCAUGGACCAGUGCAUAGUUUCUUUUGAAGGAGAGAGAGAGCUGAAUAUUGUUGGCAAUGAAGCAGGACCAAGUUCAUAUGCUGAGGAUUUAAAUUUCUACCGUGAUUCCAAAAAAGCUAACGAUGGAAAGUACACGGACUCAUCUCUGAUGGGCGGAGACGGGACAAUAAGCAGUGGGAGCUGCUUAAUCACUGAACCUGAACGGAAUCCCUUUUGGGGGGUUUUCCUCGACCCGAAUGGAGAACAUUGCAUCAGCCAUGUCAGUAUUCUGAAUCGUGGCGAUGGCGAUAGUGAGCUUUUGACGGGUGCUGUCGUCAGAGUAGGGUUGGUCAAUCCACCAUAUGCGGACAUUAGUGACAACAGCCUCUGCGGUUUACCGGUGACUGCUGAACAAGCUUCGGUGCCCGGAGGCACGAUCUACUUCGAGUGCGACCCACCUGUAAAGGGGAUGUUUUUGUUCGUUACUAUCCCCUCCGAGCAAGCUACAUUGCAGCUUUGCGAGGUCAGAGUUUGGGAAAUGUCCAUGGACCAGUGCAUAAGAGAUACUGAUCCGUGCGACAGCGAUCCAUGCCAAAAUGGCGCCACUUGCGUGAAGGAUGCUGAUGCCUUUUCCUGCACAUGCGCAGCAGGAUUUACUGGACCUCUCUGCGAAACUGUUUCUUUUGCAGGAGAGACAGAGCUGAAUAUUGUUGGCAAUGAUGCAGGACAGAGUUCAGCUACUAAGGGUUCAACCGUCCGUCAGCCCGGAAAACCUAAUGACGGAAAGUUCACGGAGUCAUCUCUGAUAGGUGAAGACGGGACAAUAAGCAGUGGGAGCUGCACAAUCACUGAACUUGAACGGAAUCCCUUUUGGGGGGUUACCCUCGACCCGAAUGAAGAGGAACACUGCAUCAGCCAUGUCAGUAUUCUGAAUCGUGGCGAUGGCGAUAGUGAGCUUUUGACCGGUGCUGUCGUCAGAGUAGGGCAUUUCCAUCCAGGAAUAGGGGACAUUAGUGACAACAGCCUCUGCGGUUUACCGGUGACUGCUGAACAAGCUUCGGUGCCCGGAGGCACGGUCUACUUCGAGUGCGACCCACCUGUAAAUGGGAUGUUUUUGUUCGUUACUAUCCCCUCCGAGCAAGCUACCUUGCAGCUUUGCGAGGUCAGAGUUUGGGAAAAGUCCAUGGACCAGUGCAUAAGAGAUACUGAUCCGUGCGACAGCGAUCCAUGCCAAAAUGGCGCCACUUGCGUGAAGGAUGCUGAUGCCUUUUCCUGCACAUGCGCAGCAGGAUUUACCGGACCUCUCUGCGAAACUGUUUACUUUGAAGGAGAGGCAGAGCUGAAUAUUGUUGGCAAUAACGGAGGACAAAGUUCAAAUGUUAGGCUUAAGGAUUCAAAUGGCUACAGUGAUUUCAGAAAAGCUAACGACGGAAAGUUCACGGACUCAUCUCUGAUGGAAGGAGAAAGCGGUGGGAGCUGCACAAUCACUGAACCUGAACGGAAUCCCUAUUGGGGGGUUAGGCUCGACCCGAAUGAUGAGGAACAACACUGCAUCAGCCAUGUCAGUAUUCUGAAUCGUGGCGAUGGCGAUAGUGAGCUUUUGACGGGUGCUGUCGUCAGAGUAGGGCAUUUCCAUCCAGGAAUAGGGGACAUUAGUGACAACAGCCUCUGCGGUUUACCGGUGACUGCUGAACAAGCUUCGGUGCCCGGAGGCACGAUCUACUUCGAGUGCGACCCACCUGUAAAUGGGAUGUUUUUGUUCGUUACUAUCCCCUCCGAGCAAGCUACAUUGCAGCUCUGCGAGGUCAGAGUUUGGGAAAUGUCCAUGGACCAGUGCAUAAGAGAUACUGAUCCGUGCGACAGCGAUCCAUGCCAAAAUGGCGCCACUUGCGUGAAGGAUGCUGAUGCCUUUUCCUGCACAUGCGCAGCAGGAUUUACCGGACCUCUCUGCGAAACUGACAUUGACGAGUGUGCCAGCGAACCAUGCCACAAUGGAGCCACUUGCCAGGAUGGUAUCAACGAGGUUUCCUGCACAUGCGCAGAUGGUUUCACUGGAGGUCUCUGCGAAACUAACAUUGAUGACUGUGCCAGCGAUCCAUGCGAGAAUGGUGCUACCUGCGCUGACGGUAUCAACGAGGUUUCCUGCACAUGCGCGAAAGGCUUCACCGGUGCCCUCUGCGAAACAAACAUUGAUGAGUGUGCCAGCGAUCCAUGCCACAAUGGCGCCACUUGCGCGGAUGGUAUCAACGAGGUUUCAUGCACAUGCGUAGAAGGUUUCAUCGGGGCUCUCUGCGAAACUAACAUUGAUGAGUGUGCCAGCGAUCCAUGCCAGAAUGGUGCCACUUGCCAGGAUGGUAUCAACGAGGUUUCCUGCACAUGCGUAGAAGGAUUCACUGGAUCUCUCUGCGAAACAGACAUUGAUGACUGUGCGAGCGAUCCAUGCCACAAUGGCGCCACUUGCCAGGAUGGUAUCCACGAGGUUUCCUGCACAUGCGCAGAUGGUUUCACUGGAGGUCUCUGCGAAACUAACAUUGAUGACUGUGCCAGCGAUCCAUGCGAGAAUGGUGCUACCUGCGCUGACGGUAUCAACGAGGUUACCUGCACAUGCGCGAAAGGCUUCACCGGUGCCCUCUGCGAAACAAACAUUGAUGAGUGUGCCAGCGAUCCAUGCCGCCAUGGCGCCACUUGCCAGGAUGGUAUCAACAAGGUUUCCUGCACAUGCGUUGAAGGAUUCACUGGACCUCUUUGUGAAACUGAUAUUCACGAAUGCAGCAGCGAUCCAUGCCAGAAUGGCGCCACGUGCGUGGAUGGUAUCAACGAGGUGACCUGCACAUGCGCAGCAGGCUUUACCGGAGGUCUCUGCGAAACUAAUAUUGAUGACUGUGUCAGUGAUCCAUGCCAGAAUGGCGCCACGUGUCAGGAUGGUGUGAAUGAGGUUGCCUGCACAUGCGCAGAAGGUUUCACCGGAGAUUUCUGCGAAACAAACAUUGAUGAGUGUGCCAGCGAUCCAUGCCACAAUGGCGCCACUUGCGCGGAUGGUAUCAACGAGGUUUCCUGCACAUGCGUAGAAGGAUUCACUGGACCUCUUUGUGAAACUGAUAUUCACGAAUGCAGCAGCGAUCCAUGCCAGAAUGGCGCCACGUGCGUGGAUGGUAUCAACCAGGUGACCUGCACAUGCGCAGCAGGCUUUACCGGAGGUCUCUGCGAAACUAAUAUUGAUGACUGUGUCAGUGAUCCAUGCCAGAAUGGCGCCACGUGUCAGGAUGGUGUGAAUGAGGUUGCCUGCACAUGCGCAGAAGGUUUCACGGGAGAUUUCUGCGAAACUAACUUUGAUGAGUGUGCCAGCGAUCCAUGCCUGAAUGGCGCCACUUGUGAGGAUGGUGUCAACGAGGUUUCCUGCACAUGCGUAGAAGGAUUCACUGGACCUCUAUGUGAAACUGAUAUUGACGAAUGCAGCAGCGAUCCAUGCCAGAAUGGCGCCACGUGCGUGGAUGGUAUCAACGAGGUGACCUGCACAUGCGCAGCAGGCUUUACCGGAGGUCUCUGCGAAACUAAUAUUGAUGACUGUGUCAGUGAUCCUUGCCAGAAUGGCGCCACGUGUCAGGAUGGUGUGAAUGAGGUUGCCUGCACAUGCGCAGAAGGUUUCACCGGAGAUUUCUGCGAAACAAACUUUGAUGACUGUGCCAGCGAGCCAUGCCUGAAUGGCGCCACUUGCGAAGAUGGUGUCAACGAGGUUUCCUGCACAUGCGCAGAAGGAUUCACUGGACCUCUAUGUGAAACUGAUAUUCACGAAUGCAGCAGCGAUCCAUGCCAGAAUGGGGCCACGUGCGUGGAUGGUAUCAACACGGUAACCUGCUCAUGUGCUGCUGGCUUCACGGGAUCCCUGUGUGAAACUGAUAUUGACGAGUGUGGUAGCAGCCCUUGCCAGAAUGGCGUCUGUCAUGACGAAGUGGACGGGUUCAGAUGUGAGUGUUCCCCAGGCUACGAGGGUACUUUCUGCGAGACCAGUAUUGAUGAGUGUGCCAGCGAUCCAUGCCUGAAUGGCGCCACUUGCGCGGAUGGUAUCAACGAGGUGACCUGCACCUGCGCAGAAGGAUUCACAGGACCUCUUUGUGAAACUGACAUUGAUGAGUGUGCCAGCAUUCCAUGCCUGAAUGGCGCAACUUGCGAGGAUGGUACAAAUGAGGUUUCAUGCACAUGCGCAGAAGGCUUUGCCGGACCACGCUGUGAAACGGUUCUGCCCAAGAAUCAAUGUGAUAGCGACCCGUGUAUGAAUGACGGUAUCUGCAUCCCUGAAGCGGACAGUUUCAGCUGUGACUGCGCUCAAGGCUUCCAGGGAAACACGUGUGACAUAAAUAUUGAUGAGUGUGCCAGCAAUCCAUGCCAAAAUGGCGGCACCUGUGUGGACGGCAUCAACAAGGUUUCCUGCACAUGCGCAGAAGGAUACACCGGUGUUCUUUGUCAGAUAGCUGUGUCCCAGACGAAGGAAAGUGCAUGUGAUAGCAGCCCUUGCCAGAAUGGCGUCUGUCUUGACGAAGAAGACGGUUUCAGCUGUGAGUGCUCCUCAGGAUACGAGGGCGACUUGUGUGAAACAAAGUCCAACGGCUGUAUCGAAAAUCCCUGUAAGAAUGGAAUCUGCAUUAAAGACGGUUUGGGAGGUUCCAGAUGCAUUUGUUCCCCAGGCUACGAGGGGGUCGCGUGCGAGAUCAAUACUGACGAGUGUGCCAGCGAUCCAUGUCAGAAUGGCGCCGCGUGCGUGGACGGUGUCAACCAGGUUUCCUGCGAGUGUCUUGAGGGAUUUUUCGGGCCUCUUUGCGAAUCGAGCUCGCCAGUCAAAUUGGAAACUCCAAUGGUACCAGUAGGCCCAGAGAUCUCUGAAGUAAACGCGGAGACGUCUUUGCUGCAGGUGAAUCUCAUCACAGCAUACUGCAUCAAGAAGGUCGUGGUGAAGAAGCGUGGAGACUGCACCAGUGAUCGUUUGACCGGUGCCGUGGUCCGUGCCGGGACGAGCUCCACCGGGCUCAACAACGGUAUGUGCGGCUCGGCCCUGACCGCCCAGCAAGCCGAAGUACGCCGGUCUACCGUGGACUUCGUGUGCGACCCUCCCUUGACGGCCCAGUUUGUCACCGUGGAUAUCCCACUGCUGAGGGUCACCCAGCAGCAGAUGUGCGAAGUGACGGUCGAGCAGGCGAUCCCAGGACCAUGCUAAAUUUUCAAGGAGCAGACAUUGCAUGGAAUAUCUGCAAAUACGGACACAGACAGGAGCGGACACAGACAGGAGCGGACACAGACAGGGACGGAUCCAGAAGGGGAAUGGUGGUGGGGGGGGGGGGGGGGGGAGGGGAACUGGUUCCUGAACCCCUUGUAUUUUCAAUUUUUUUAUUAGGUGUUUGCAUCAGAGUUUUGGAACUACUAACAUUGUCCGUAUUCAUCACGAUGUCAAAAUCAUGACAACUCAGAGAGAACAAAGUUCUAUUUGUAAUGAUGCUCUACUUGUAUGCUCUUUAUCUGCAUAAUGAAAACAUCCAGUGAAAAGACUUCCAAGUUGUAGAAUUUGUUUCACACCUACAAACUUAAUUAUGAAAAUCAAGCAACACGAAGAGAUCGUCUAUGCACGGGAGCGUAUUUUAUGCAGCAUACAUCGUAUUUUAACCGAUCACAUCACGCACCCUAACAUGAAUAUUUAUGACUCUGAUGGGUGGAUGGAAGACACUUAGGUUCUCGUACUAGUGUUUCCCCUUCAAUUAAACUUAUCCCAACCAACACAAAUAAUUUGAUGAAAAUGGGUAUGGGCACGAACCACAUAUCUUGCGGUCAAAAAAUCACUCCACUAUCCAUUAGGACACUGUGGCAGCUCGACGAAAGCCGUUCUGAAAUGUUUUAGUGUACAUGCAUGACGAAAUGACAGCAAUGGUGUGGCGUCAUUGUUAUUUUCUUAUGAAUAAACAUCGAAUUAGCUGAAUAAUCAUGAUCCAUUGACGAUGUGCGCUGCAAGUAAAAACACCGCUGUACGCGGAAGCAAUCCUGUGUAUCUAUUUUUUUAAACCCUAGUCCUGUCUGAUAUGAAACGGUUACCACACCGUCCCGCGCGAGGUUGCAAAUGGUGCGCAUUGUUGAUUUUCGAGAAGUACGGAUAUUAAAUAUUUCUCUAGUCGUUGAGAAUGUACGGAUGUUAAACUGAUUUAAUGGUUAGUGGUUAAUGGUUAAUGGUUGAUUAACUUCAGUGGUUUUUUUAGGGGCCUUUACAUGGACAUUGUUUGAAUUUUUUUAUAAUUUUGUUAUAAUUAUCGCACGUCUGCAUCUUUUAAACAGGUAACUACAGUUAACAAUUAGAAUACAUAAACAAGUAGGAACAAUCAUGAAAAUACAAUUGACAAUCACAUCGGAGGAAAGGCAUAUGAUGCCGAAACAAUGUGAAUGAUAAGGCUAUUAAACAGAUUUUAAAUAAAACAUAUAGGAAACAAAUGAUUGCAA
Messenger RNA from Patiria miniata (bat star), 9869 nucleotides. Its product is annotated as neurogenic locus Notch protein-like. The coding region runs from base 265 to 8604 and encodes 2779 amino acids. Gene Ontology annotation, biological process: establishment or maintenance of epithelial cell apical/basal polarity; heterophilic cell-cell adhesion; Notch signaling pathway. The record is from RefSeq and is a predicted model, not a curated record. Gene Ontology annotation, cellular component: plasma membrane; cell surface; signaling receptor complex. Gene Ontology annotation, molecular function: calcium ion binding; Notch binding. NCBI's taxonomy places the organism in Eukaryota, Metazoa, Echinodermata, Asteroidea, Valvatida, Asterinidae. The transcript has 61 exons.